AUGACUGCUCGCUGUAUUCCUUUGGUUUUGAAUAGUUCUAAAUGGAGAGUUAAAGAAGGAGAUAUUUAUUUUUGGUAUGAUAAAUGGCGGGAUAAUGGUCCUUUGAUAAAUGAAUUGCCUCUUGUGGGUCAACCUUUGAUGAAAAUCAAAGAAUGCCGUUUGUCUGAUGGAUGGGAUGUGAACUUGCUUGAAAAUUUAGUAGGAUUAGAGAAUGUUGAUGAUAUCCUUGUCUCAUUAUCUGGCCCUAAUUCGGGUAAGGACGUUCUUGUCUGGACCCAAUCAGAGGAAGGGUUGUUUUCAGUUCAGUCUGCAUGGCAGUGUAUUAGAGUUAGAGGCAAUUCGUUUGAAUGGCAUUCUUGGAUUUGGCAUAAUAGUCUUCCGUUGAAAAUGUCUAUUAUUUUCUGGAAGGUUUGGCACAGGGCUUUGAUUGUGGAUGAUAGGCUGCGUUGA
Molecule: messenger RNA, 450 nt
Organism: Carya illinoinensis
Lineage: Eukaryota; Viridiplantae; Streptophyta; Magnoliopsida; Fagales; Juglandaceae
Exons: 1
Coding region: 1-450 (149 amino acids)
Source: RefSeq, a predicted model, not a curated record